ACACAAAAACUGACCAGAGAAGAGAGAUCGGACCAGGCCUUUUUCUGGGAGAUUUCGUUUCUACUCGUUUCUUAUCUUUUUUCUGUUUUUUGAAGAAUGGAAUUAUAUACAGUUUACACUAUCCACAAAGCUAGCUAAUCAGUAUAAAAUAUCUGCUCUGCAUUUUGACCUCAAAGCUUUUAAUCCCCAAAAUUAUCAUCACCCUUUGGCUUGUGUGAUAUAUAUAUAUAUAUAUUUGUCUUUGCGUGGCUGGGGAUUGGAGGGGAAAGGAAGAGGAAUAGCAAGAUGAAGAAGAACACCGGCGGUGGUGACUCGAGUUCAAAACCUGAUAGGAAAACCAUCGAGAGGAACCGCAGAAUUCAUAUGAAAACUUUGUGCUUUAAACUUGCCUCUCUUAUUCCUCAUCACCACUCCAAACCCUCUAAGGAAAUUGUAUCACAACAAGACCAGCUUGAUCUUGCAGCUGCCUACAUAAAGCAUUUAAGAGAGAAGAUAGAGAAGUUAAAGGCGAUCAAAGAACAAGCCAUGAAAUCAAAAGAAGCAAGCAGUAGCAUAAUGAAUACAACUGCAUCGGUUGGUUUAAGUUUGCCUGUGGUUGAGUUAAGAGACUUUGGAUCCAGCAUUGAAGUGAUUUUAAUAACUGGAUUGAACAAAAACUUCAUGCUAUAUGAAGUUAUUAGCAUUCUUGAGCAAGAAGGGGCUGAAGUUGUAAGUGCGAGCUUUUCCACCGUGGGUGGCAAGAUUUUUCACACCCUUCAUGCUCAGGCUAAAAUUUCUAGAGUUGGUGUAGAGACUGCAAGGGUGUAUCAGAGAUUGCAAGAACUGAUUAGCUAUUAUUGAUUUGUAUGAGGACGUAGUGUAAUUGUAUUGCAAGUGCGUCAUGCAGACCUUGAUUUGGAACUUGAAGUUCUGGAUUAAGAAAUAUCUGAAUCCAAUUAGAUAAUUACUAGUGUAUUAUUAAAAAAAUAUAAACAACUAUCAAUAGAUAUCUAAGACGAGGAUAAAAUUUUCAGCUGCUACUGAGAGACGAGGAGCCAAGAGAGAAGCUGGUGUUAAGGCUUGAAGGCAUCCACUUCAGCCAAAAACUAAAGAAAAUUUAGGCCAGGGGACCAAUUCAUAGUUGGAUGUCAACUUCCUCAAUGGCAGUCGAAUGAGUUUUUUGUUUCUCUUUUUUUGUUGGCCUGCCCUCAAUUCAAUGUACAUGAAUUAGUUAUUAGUAAAUCUAUACCUAUUUUCUUGAUAGUGUACGACUGUCUUAAAAUAAUUAUUACAAAUCCCCUCUUCAUCGAUGCAGUUACCUAAUUUCUAGUUUCUUGAUUAUGUAAUGAUCUGUCUUAGACUUUGUUUGGUACAUAGGAAUGAAAUGAAUGUAAUGAUUGUGCUAUAUACACAAUAGGAAAGAGAUAAUGAAAUUUGUCAAAGAUUGAAUAAGUUGUUUCAUAUUCAUAUGAAGCAAGACUUUAAUGCAAAUUUCAUCCCAACUGUGAGCUUUUAUGUAAUUUUUUAUUUACAUACAUGACUUGUUAAAAUAUUUUAAAUUC
Molecule: messenger RNA, 1541 nt
Organism: Durio zibethinus
Lineage: Eukaryota; Viridiplantae; Streptophyta; Magnoliopsida; Malvales; Malvaceae
Product: transcription factor bHLH162-like
Biological process (GO): regulation of transcription by RNA polymerase II
Cellular component (GO): RNA polymerase II transcription regulator complex
Molecular function (GO): RNA polymerase II transcription regulatory region sequence-specific DNA binding; protein dimerization activity; DNA-binding transcription factor activity, RNA polymerase II-specific
Source: RefSeq, a predicted model, not a curated record